AUGGAGAGCGGCAAUGAGGGCCGCCUGGACGCCGCCGCCUUCCUCGGGGCCUGGCGGCGCUGCGACGGCGACGACAAUGGUUACAUAGAAGGGAAGGAGCUUGACAWUUUUUUUCAUCAUCUCCUGGAGAAACUGGGACCAGAAAGCACCAUCACAGAAGAAAAAGUUCAGAGGAUGAAGGAGCAAUUCAUGUCUGUCUACRAUGUCACCACAGAUGGACGCUUGCAAAUCCAGGAGCUUGCAAACAUGAUCUUGCCGGAUGACGAGAACUUCCUACUACUUUUCCGACGGGAAACUCCCUUGGACAACAGUGUGGAAUUCAUGCGGAUCUGGCGCAGUUAUGAUGCUGACAGCAGUGGAUUUAUUUCAGCUGGUGAACUCAAAGAUUUCCUGCGAGAUCUCUUUUUGAAGCAUAACAAGAUGGUUGCUGAAGUUAAGCUGGAAGAAUAUACUGAUACGAUGAUGAAAAUCUUUGACAAAAACAAAGAUGGACGGCUGGACCUGAAUGACCUGGCAAGGAUUCUGGCGCUCCAGGAAAAUUUCCUUCUACAAUUUAAAAUGGAUGCAUGCAGCACGGAAGAAAGGAGGAGAGAUUUUGAGAAGAUCUUUGCACACUAUGACGUUAGUAAAACAGGAGCRCUUGAAGGCCCAGAAGUGGAUGGGUUUGUCAAAGACAUGAUGGAACUUGUCAAGCCCAGCAUUAGUGGAGUGGACCUGGACAAGUUCCGCCAGAUCCUGCUCAACCACUGUGAUGUGAACAAGGACGGGAAAAUUCAGAAAUCUGAACUAGCUUUGUGUCUCGGGCUGAAAAUGAACCCAUAGCUGGGAAAGUGCUUGKGGUUGUGUUUCCCCAGAAAGAUUUGCCUGCUGCUCUUUUUUAGAAGUGUGUCUGUGCUGCUGUGUGAGGGGUGGRGAACUGAGGCACUGUGCUGCUGGGCUGGAGAGUGGGAUUUGCACMGGACCCUCCUUGCUCCACCAAUUCCUUUGUGGUGUUCACUUGCUGCUGCCCCUUGUGGGUCCCCCCAGCAAUGUCUCUGCCCAGCAGCAGAUAAGCUGCUCAGAAAAGAGGCUGCUGUUCUUCUGSGCUCAUGAAACACUGCCCUGCCUAUUCUCCUAGGAUAGGAACAAGCAUCUCCUCAAA
Messenger RNA from Malurus melanocephalus (red-backed fairy wren), 1141 nucleotides. It is a transcript of the gene SCGN, whose product is annotated as secretagogin, EF-hand calcium binding protein. The record is from RefSeq and is a predicted model, not a curated record. The coding region runs from base 1 to 822 and encodes 273 amino acids. Gene Ontology annotation, molecular function: calcium ion binding. Gene Ontology annotation, cellular component: terminal bouton; dendrite; cytosol. Gene Ontology annotation, biological process: regulation of presynaptic cytosolic calcium ion concentration; regulation of long-term synaptic potentiation. The transcript has 11 exons. NCBI's taxonomy places the organism in Eukaryota, Metazoa, Chordata, Aves, Passeriformes, Maluridae.